Molecule: messenger RNA, 1746 nt
Organism: Talaromyces amestolkiae
Lineage: Eukaryota; Fungi; Ascomycota; Eurotiomycetes; Eurotiales; Trichocomaceae
Exons: 6
Coding region: 1-1746 (581 amino acids)
Biological process (GO): intracellular signal transduction; peptidyl-serine phosphorylation
Molecular function (GO): ATP binding; protein serine/threonine kinase activity
Source: RefSeq, a predicted model, not a curated record
AUGGGGAACUCUCAGGGAAAACCAGUGGCCUACACUGACGAGGUCAACCUCAAUCAUUUCCGAUUGCUCCGCGUCGUCGGCAAAGGAGCCUUUGGCAAAGUCAGAAUCGUCGAACGAAAAGAUUCAGGUUUGACUUUUGCCUUGAAGUACAUUCGAAAAGAAGAAGUGGUCCGUUCAGAAAGUGUCCGAAACAUCAUCCGUGAACGCCGCAUGCUCGAGCAUCUCAAUCAUCCGUUUCUGUGCAAUUUGCGAUAUAGUUUUCAAGAUAUUGAGUACAUUUACAUCGUUGUCGAUCUUAUGAAUGGCGGUGAUUUACGUUUCCAUAUCUCGAGAAAAUGCUUCACCGAAGAAGCCGUACGUUUUUGGAUGGCAGAACUUGGCUGUGCAUUGAGAUAUAUUCACUCGCAAGGCAUCGUUCAUCGUGAUCUCAAACCCGAUAAUGUUCUUCUCGAUUCGCAAGGACACGUCCAUUUGGCUGAUUUUAACGUCGCGUCUGACUACAAGCCUGGAAAACCAUUGACGAGCAAAUCUGGAACACUAGCGUAUCUGGCACCUGAGGUUUACGAAGGCGGCGGGUACUACUUUGAAGUCGAUUGGUGGUCUUUGGGAGUUACCUUCUAUGAAUGCAUAUACAACAAGCGCCCAUUUGAAGGCCGUAGUCAGGAAGCCCUCACCGAGGCCAUCGUCAAAGCACAACCGAAAUACUACGCUACGAMCCCCGCCGUGUCGAUCCCUUGUCUACGAGCCAUGUCUGCUUUGAUGGAAAAAGACCGCAGCAAGCGAAUUGGCGCAACUGGUUUCGAAACCUUCACAUCACACAUCUUCUUUGCCGACAUUGACUUUGAAGCUUUGGAGAGAAAGGAGAUCGACCCUGUCUUUACGCCCUCAAGUGAAAAGACCAAUUUCGAUGCAACAUACGACUUGGAGGAACUCCUUCUAGAAGAGGCACCCUUGGAAGCCAGAGCUAGGAGACAGAAGCCUCGUGCUGAAUUACGAGAUGAUGCGACAGCCAAGGAGAUCCGUGAAGAUGAACUCCACCGUAUAAUUGAGACCAUGUUCGAACCUUUCGACUACACGCAGGUCAAUUAUAAUGGGUAUGACUGGGAUCAGGUUACCAACCACACAGAGGAAACUAAUGCGUCGUUAUCUAGUAACGCGGCCGCUGCUCUGGCUGCAUCUUGCAAUCCUGAAGAUCAACUUCCCUCCACAGGCACUAACACCGGAUCCGGAUCAGUCCACUCCCGACAAAUGUCUCAUUCUAACUCUAACUCUGUGAGCGGAACAUCUCCUCCUCAACACGGGGAUAGAUCUUUUGUUGCCAAUCAAACAACAAACUCGGUUGCUGCAACAUCAGCUCCCGACGAAGAGCGUCUCUCCACAUCAUCCCGGACGAACCGCCCUCCUGUGACUUCAGCUCCUCCAGUUCCACAGCAUCCUACGUCUUUCAGCCGACCGCUGCCGCCGCUACCACCUAAUCUACGACAGAAAGGUGCUACUCGAAAAAUGAGCAAAGGUGGCGGCGUUCAGAUGGUGUUGGAAGAGUCGGGGAGCUGGAGCGAGCUUGCAGAUCAGAGUGCUACCCUUCCGGCAGAAGGGUACGAAGGUCUCCUCAGCAAAGGACAGAAGCCACCAAACAGUGGUAUGCUGGCAUUCUUGAGUCGUAAGAAGGGACGCGAACGCAGCCCCAAGCCUACUGAGCCAGGAGUUCUCGGUAAGGAGGGUGCUCGUCAUAUCAUUUCCGGGUGA